This is a messenger RNA of Aptenodytes forsteri (emperor penguin), 3958 nucleotides long. It is a transcript of the gene G3BP1, whose product is annotated as G3BP stress granule assembly factor 1. The coding region runs from base 149 to 1567 and encodes 472 amino acids. Gene Ontology annotation, molecular function: mRNA binding. The transcript is spliced from 12 exons. Gene Ontology annotation, cellular component: cytosol; ribonucleoprotein complex. Lineage: Eukaryota; Metazoa; Chordata; Aves; Sphenisciformes; Spheniscidae. The record is from RefSeq and is a predicted model, not a curated record.
UUGGGGUAGGCUGCGCGCCGGAUAUAUCUAGCCGGCGGCAGAGCACGCCGUUGCGUGAGGUGCUUCUCGUCCGCCGGGCAGGCCUUUGGUGAAGCGACGCCUCCCGCGCCCGUCCCGCUCCGCCCGCAGUUUUCAGUUGACCAAAGAAAUGGUGAUGGAGAAGCCAAGUCCCCUGCUGGUCGGGCGGGAAUUCGUGAGGCAGUACUAUACUCUGCUGAACCAAGCACCUGACUAUUUGCACAGGUUUUAUGGAAAGAACUCUUCCUAUGUCCAUGGUGGCUUGGAUUCCAAUGGAAAACCAGCUGACGCAGUCUAUGGGCAAUCUGAUAUCCACAAGAAGGUGCUGUCACUAAACUUCAAGGAUUGCCACACAAAGAUUCGUCAUGUGGAUGCCCAUGCUACUCUCAAUGAUGGUGUUGUAGUCCAGGUGAUGGGAGAGCUCUCCAAUAACAUGCAGCCCGUGCGCAGAUUCAUGCAAACAUUUGUACUUGCACCUGAGGGUUCUGUUGCAAACAAGUUUUAUGUCCACAAUGACAUCUUCCGCUACCAAGAUGAGGUUUUUGGGGACUCUGACACUGAGCCUCCAGAGGAAUCAGAGGAGGAAGGGGAGGAACCUGAAGAAAGACAGCAGACACCUGAGGCUGUUCCUGAUGAUACUGGUGCUUAUUAUGAGCAGGCUGUCAGCAAUGACAUUGAGGAACAUCUGGAAGAGACGGCUGCAGAGGCAGAGCCUGAGCCAGAGCCAGAACCUGAACAGGAGCCUGAACCAGAGGUGCAGGAAGAAAAAUCUGAGCCGGUAUUAGAGGAGUCGGCUCCAGAAGAGACUGUGGAAAAGAGUCCUUCUCCAGCUCCUGCUGAUCCAGCUCCUGCAGUGCAAGAGGACUCCAGGACAUUUUCCUGGGCAUCGGUAACCAGUAAGAACCUCCCUCCCAGUGGAGCUGUUCCAGUAUCAGGAAUACCACCUCAUGUUGUGAAAGUACCAGUCUCGCAGCCCCGCCCUGAGGCAAAGCCUGAAUCUCAGACCCCACCUCAGAGACCUCAGAGGGAUCAGCGAGUGAGGGAGCAACGAACAAGCAUCCCACCACAGAGGGGUCCUAGACCAAUUCGUGAGGGUGAACAAGGCGAUGUGGAAACUAGACGGAUUGUGAGAUACCCAGACAGUCAUCAGCUGUUUGUUGGGAACCUUCCCCAUGAUGUGGAUAAAACUGAACUUAAAGACUUUUUCCAAAAACUUGGCUUUUCUCUUGCAGGCUAUGGCAAUGUUGUUGAACUCCGCAUCAACAGUGGUGGAAAGCUUCCCAAUUUUGGGUUUGUGGUGUUUGAUGAUCCUGAACCAGUUCAGAAGAUCCUUAGCAGCAGGCCCAUCAUGUUCAGGGGAGAGGUGCGCCUGAAUGUGGAGGAGAAGAAAACACGAGCUGCCAGGGAGGGUGACCGCAGAGAUAACAGACCACGUGGACCUGGAGGCACUCGUGGGGGGCUGGGAGGUGGGAUUCGAGGGCCUCCACGUGGAGGAAUGUCCCAGAAGCCAGGAUUUGGAGCUGGAAGGGGGAUCGGGCAACGCCAGUGAAUGCAUCAUGGAUGUUGACAUGGUGGCGCAAACCCUUUUUCCUGCAGAUUUGUGAAUUUCAGCCUUGGGUAUCUUGGAAUGUGGCCCUAGCCUGUAUAGACUGCUACGUUUGAUACUAUUUUGGCCCCUUUUUGUUUGUGUUAUGGUUUUGUGAUUAUUUUUUUCUAGUCCUUGUCCCAGAUUCCAGCUUUGUGGAACAACGUUUUAGGAAAAGUGGAUUUUAAAAAGAACUGAAUUUUCUUGUUCACCUCAAACUUACGGACUGGAUUUUUUUUGGUACCAGUGGUCUUUCCUAAAGGAAUGUCUCUUUUAUUUUUUUCUUUUUCUUUUUUCCUCCCCCCUUUCUACUGAAUUUGGGUGCAUUUCAGUCAAUGGAAUAAUAUUUCACGUGCAUGCGUUCAAGAGCCUGUAGGAUAAUAUAGUACUUGGCAAGUAUUUCAAGGGCAGAAAAACAAAACUAUCGAUUUAUCCUUUGAGGGUCAUACGAACAUCCUCUGGUCCGGAGAUCUUGCCACUUGAAAAAUUGACAUUCACCUUUCUCUUUGUGGCGCUGUAAAAGUGGAAUAAUGGGUAUCCGUAGAAUCUUUUUUCUUUUGAUACAUGAUCACGGAAAGGAAUUCGAACUACUGUUUUACCACUUAAAUUUUGGAUUGUGGGAUAGGUUUUAAAUGUCUAGAACUUGACUCUUAAAACACUUUUCCUGAACUUGUGAAAUUUUUUAUUGAAAUAGGGAGUUUUUUUCAUGUUUAGUUUGUAUUUGUAUAAAAAAAGCAAAAUUGUUGUGCCUUCUAUUUAUCUCUCAUUCCAGUCUUGGCAAAUUGUUUAAAAAAAAAAAAAAAUAAAAAAGGUCUAGAUUUGCUUUAUCAAGUCAAGAGUAUGUUGGAGUUUUUCCAAGGGGAAGAGGUUCUUCCUUCAGUCACUAGGUUUACUAGGUAGACUUGGUUAUAGCUGAAGUUUUUAACACCUUCUGUUCAUCGGUUUGGCUGCAUUUAAAUAAUGGAAAACAAGUACUUUUUGGAUGCAGAAUUUAAUAAGUUUGAUUUGAGACCGGGCAGGCCCCAUUACAAAUGUUGCAAAAGUAGAACUUCUGUCACAUCCUUUACAGUUCAAACUACUGUAUGUAAUAGAGUUAUUUUUCCAGUUUAGGCAUAAUUUCAUCCCCUGCUUCUGCCAGACCUGAAGUGGAUAGAUGGCAUUUUUGUUGGAAGUACAGAAGGUGCCUGUCUGUCCUGGUAUUAAAAAACAUUGAACGCUCUCCACUGCCUCUGAAAGAAGAUGAAACUGAAAAUAAAAAAUAGAAAACUGGGUAAUUUCACUCAAAGAUCUUGUAAGAUUGUACUGCAUAAAGCAGUAUUACUUCUGUAAUAUGUGGUGUUAAACAUCUGGAUGAAAAUGGCAGUUUUGAGUCCCCACCAGACCUUUCAGAGCUCUUGGGAAUAUGAAAGAGCUGCUUAGUAAGUUUGCUUAUAUGUGCCAGGGUUCAUUGUUUCUGGUUUUUUGAUUCAUUAACACAACUGCUGUGCAUAUGCAGUAUAUAUCUCUUGACGUGUGCUUGCUUUAAAGCUAGAGCAAAGCUGCCCUUGCCCAAAGGGUGGAUAGGUAUUACCUGUUCCAGAACAGUAAUUUUUGCCUUUUACUUGCCAAACCUAGUGGUUGAGCCUGGUUAUACUGAAUGUCAGUAGAGUUUUGGUUUCUGUUUUAUUUUAGUUUCAUCUUCAGAGUUGUGUUACGCUAUUUGUCCCUUCCCUCAUGAAUGUUUCUCAGAUUGACUUGCUUACAAUCUAUUCCCGAAGACUUAAAUAUCUUCGUGAAUCGGAGGAGGGCUAAGUGUGACAGCAAUAGCUGUGGUAUGCUCUCUCACAGCCAGCAUACUGGAAAUACAUACUGCUUCCUCUUGUGGUGGUAACUGGUAUUUUUCUAAAAACUAAAACAGCUUUCUGCAUUUUUUUUUUUGUAUUGGGAAUGACCAUGAGGUGGAGGUGUGCAAUGGAAGUCUUUCACUGAACUCUGUCCUUGUUGUUUGUGACUUUUUUCUUUUCAUUUGUUGGGUUUCUGCUGUUCUUGAUGUUAAAUCCAAAACUGCAGUAACAGUUGCACUUCAGACUUAUCAAAGUGCUAUUAAUAGAAGCUUUUAUAGCUCUUAACCAAAUCUGCAAAAGCACCCGUAAGCCUGAAACACCAUUUCUGUAGUCGGAGUUGGACAGUUCUAUCUCGUUGUCGUCUGGCUUGAGCAAGAGCUGAGGAAUGUCAGUGAAGAAUUGCAAAGCCUAUAAGGUGAAGUGUAUGCCUGUUUUCAUAUGAAUCAUACUCUCAAUAUGUUAAAUAAUAAAAGACCCAGAAAGUGAUGAUGAUGUCCAAGAUGACAGGCAAAAUAAAAUAUUUACAUAAAAC